Messenger RNA from Cavenderia fasciculata, 6021 nucleotides. RefSeq lists its product as uncharacterized. The transcript is spliced from 5 exons. NCBI's taxonomy places the organism in Eukaryota, Evosea, Eumycetozoa, Acytosteliales, Cavenderiaceae. The coding region runs from base 1 to 6021 and encodes 2006 amino acids. The record is from RefSeq and is a predicted model, not a curated record.
AUGGAUAAUAAUAGUUGUAAUAAUAGUAAUAAUAAUAAUAAUAAUAAUACUCAUACGAGUUUAGAUAUAAAUUUAUUUAAAUCAGUUAUUAUAAAGAAUCGAGUAUUAUCAAAUUAUAUAUUUAAUCAUCAUGUUAGAAAUAUACAUAGACAAAUAGAACGUACAACACCUAAGCGGGUGUUGAUGAAAAAGGGUCGUGACAUCAAGUCAAUGUUAUGGUUGAUGAUUAUAUUUGGUUGGACUGAUGACUUUGUUCAAGAGUUUGAUCGACUCGUUAAUAUGGAUGUAGCAGAACUAUUCCUACCUUUUGAAGGCAACGACUAUACAAGAUUACGUGUUUGUCAUUUUGUAAAAGAGGCAUCUCGAACAAACGACCAUCGAUUACUCAACUUUCUACAUACCUUUUAUUUGCCACCAUCUGAAACACGUCAUGCAAAUAUAAAGUCUUGGGCAGAGGCCUCACAACUAAAGAUCAAGAACUUGACCUUUUUCGAAUUCUCCAAAGGUAUCGUGGACGAUGCUAUCAAAGCGUGUAAUGCUGAAGCUUUAAGAUGGGUCAUUGACAAUGUAUUCUUUCAAUUUUGGACGAAUGGUAAACCUCCAACUACCACUGAAUCAUCCGCCGGCGAUGUUGUUUGGUUAUCAAUAUCUUCAACCCUUGUAACUUGGUUAGACAAUAUUAUACAUUAUGGUUGUAAUCAUCCUUCAUCCUCUUCAUCUUUAUCCUCUUCAUCUUCUUCUUUAUCUUCAUCACACCCACAUGAAUUGUUGAAAAUAUUAUUGGACAAGUUUAAAGAAGAUAUAUUAGUAUUCAAAGAGAUGACGGUCGAUAAACCUAGAAACGAUGAUUUGUACUUUAAGUUAUCAUCGAAUCUUGAAUGGUCGACCUUUUACAGCAACCGACCUAAACAAGAGUUGAGGGAUUUCAUCGAGAUGGCGCAACCACUAAAGUUGAUCAGAAACGGUGAUUGGCCAUCCAUCAUGUCAGUGGCUAUUAAACUCGACUGUAAAGAUACCCAACACCUGGUACUACAAAACAUGAAGGCAAACACACUCCUUUUCGAGCAUAUACUACUGUUCCCCACCGAAUGCUUAGAGAUGAUCCAAUUUUAUUUCGAACGGUCUUUGAUUACACCACUGGCCAUCCGAGAACUCUAUGUCAAAGCGGCACAAAACGGACACUUGGAGACUAUCCUCUACAUCUACAGCAAGGAACAAAAGAUACCUCCACUUACCACACUGCUGCAAUACGCACAUCCAACAAUCAUCCAAAGUCUGUUUGUCGAACCAAUUGAAGACCGUAUUCGAGAGAUGGUCGAUAGUUGGCGUAUGACAUGGACCGUUCGUGAACUUGGCGACAACAUAGUAUCGGAUCCUCAACUAUUAGAUGUGGUUCUCAAGAAGAUACCCAACGCCAAAUUCCAAUGGGACUCUCAAUUUAUUUUAAAGAUGUAUAGACUUGCCAAUAGAGAUGGUGUCAAUAACAACAACAAAGAAAAGAAACCAAUGGUAUUGGAUCAAUAUGCAUCGGCCAAGAAUGUGGUAGUCAACUAUUCCGAUUUAUUGGGAGAGGUUGCAAGUCGCGGAGAUAUGGAUGAAAUUAGGUACAUUGCUACGACGUAUCCUCAGUCUUGGGUCAAGACCGAGUACGAACCUGUCAUAUCCUUUCCAACAACUCUUGGGCUAUCGUCGAUUGAACAUUUGUGCAGUCAGCAUUUGUAUCAACAGGUACACUUGCUAUUCGAGUUACAACUGGUUUCGUUAAACACUAUGUUUGAAUACAACAAUCAUAUGUUUACUUCAAAUAUCCCACCACUAUUAUUCGAUAAAAUAAUCGGGUCUAGUCCAACUCUACCGGUUUAUUCACCAGCCAGUAGUACGACAACUGGCGACGACCAAUUCUUUAGCCUAUUUAAAUACCUCUGUGAAAGUGUCAGGUAUCAGAGCUUGGCCAGUUACUCUCGUAAUGGUCCACACCCAGUCUCUCCAUUUUUCGAAUUAUAUUCACACAAAUUGAUUGAUAUCGCCAUCAAAAAGAAUCGAUUCAAUAUUGUCGAUUAUAUUCUCGGAUCGAAACUAUCAAUCUUUCAAUCGGUCGAUCGCACCAUACACAUUGACGUGCUCUUUGCCACUGGCAGCCAACCUCUGAUCAAAUUAUUCGUCGACCACUCCUAUAUCACCAUUACCAAAGACAUGUUUAAAUCGUGUUGUGAGAAUGCUCAAAUCGAUAUAUUUGAUUACAUGGUCGAUGAACUACACCUUGUACCAGAUAUGCGUGUACUAAGCUACGCAGCAAAAGGAAUGAAUUGGGGAAUGGUUAAAUACAUCUCGAAUCUAAUAUCAACCAAACCUCAUUUAUUUGGAAAAGCCACCUCUGAACCAUCACCAUCACCAUCACCAAUCCUCAUCACAGCCAGUGAAAUCAACGAGUUGAUAAAAUGUGUCAAUAAUGAAAGUCCGAGCCCUGCCACCAAAGAUGCUCUCAAAAUUACAAAAUAUUUAAUUCUACUCUACUGCAAACAAUAUAGUGACCCUGAAACCAAAAUAGAUCCAAAAGAAUUAAUAUACCUAUUUAACGGUCGAAUGGAUGCUAUUAGACAUCACAUGUCUGUCGAUUCUGACUGUGUCAUCUUUAUAUUGCAACUAUUUUAUUUUGGUAAUAUUAUGACUGUUGACGAGGAUGGUAAAGACCUCUCAAUGGUUCCCAUUCCCAAUCAUCUAAGACCACACUUUUGGGUGAUGGAUACAAAAGGUUACAAUACCUAUCUCAAAGUGUCACUUCGAUUUGGUCACCUUUUACUCAUCCAAUUCUUUAUUGAUCAUCAUGAUCAUCCUAAAAACUUAAAAGUAAUAGAAUCACAUGCUAUUACAGAAAAGUAUCAUAAUAGUUAUUUUAAAUAUUGUUCAAUUUUUUUCAUCAUCAAGGUUAUAGCUUUUAAUCAUAAAAUGAAUUCUAAAAGAAUGAUUAGUAGUGAUAAUGAUAGUAGUAGUAGUAAUCGUACUACUCUAGAUAUAAAUCUAUUUAAAAGUGUAGUUGUCAGGAAUAGAGUAUUGUCAUUGUUGAUCUUUCAACAGCAUGUUCGCGACAUACAUCUACACAUACAGAGACAAGAGAAAGAGAAAAAGAAAAAGGUGGUGAUUAGAAAAGGACAUGAAAUCAAGUCGAUGCUGUGGCUGAUGAUCGUACAUGGUUGGACCGAUUGCUUUCUUCGCGAGUAUGACAGGAUUGCGAGAUUGGCAGUAUCAGACAUCUACCCAAUCAAUCAAACCUAUCGACCACAACACACAAGACUGAUCAAAGAAGCAUCGAAAACAGGUAACCUAAAGAUACUCAAACGUCUACGUCAGUGGGAUGACGACCAACCCCACCCUAUAUCUCGUGUUGAUCAACUUUCAGCCAAACCAUCAACUCUAAAGGAUCUAUUCACGUUUAGUCUUGACAGACACAACAUUGAAAAUAUUAUAAAGUCUGGUCAUUCCGAUACACUUGGUUGGGCUCUUUCAACUGUUCCAUUCCAAACUAAAUCAAGUAAAUCUGAUCCUCACUAUGUCGGUGUGAAUGUACUUGUCAAGUGGUUGCAAGAAGCUGUCUUUUAUAGUUUUGGGUAUCAAUCAUAUAAAGGAUUGGACAUUAAUAAUAUGUCUGCUCAAAAGACAAGUAUACAACUAUUGAAAAGACUGCUGGAUCGGUUUGGAGACGAUAUACUCGAUUACAAAGACCAAACAAAAAGACAGAAAACAAAAGAUGAACUAUGGUUGGAAUUUGGAGCAUUGGAAUACCAGAAACAAGAGUUGAUUGACUUUGUCAAUCUAGUCAACCCAUUGAAACUGCUAACUGAAAGGGGAUGGUAUAUUGUGGUCAAAGAAGCAAUCAAACAUGAGAGCAAGGAUGUAUUAAAGGUGGUUAGACACACCUUGCCAAAUUUAUCAAUCGACUUUUGGUGUCACCCAUCUCCAUGUUCGUUGGAUAUGAUUCAAUUCCACUUUGACACUUGUACCAUAUUGGGAGACUUUGAAUUCACCCCCACCUACGUACUCAACCCAUUGUACAAUAAGGCUGCAUCGAGUGGUCGAUAUGACACCAUACUCUACCUCCACCAAAAGUAUCCUCGUGUGUGUCCACCAGUGACACUAGUCCAACACGCUCAUCCCAUCAUCCUUGAACGUCUCUUUGUAUCACCCGACCAACAAGCACAGGCCAUGAUAUCUAGAUGGAAACAAGACAAACCAAUUGAAUGGAUUAUACGUGACCUUCACAAAGAUGUACUAUCCAAUCCUAGACUAUUAGAGUUGGUAUUUACACUUCCCAAUACAACCUUUCAUCUUUUUGAUUCAUUCAUAUCGGAUGUUUAUCAGUGUGGAUGUAAAGAGUCAAUAGAGGUGGUCGAUCGAUUCAUAAAAGAAAAGAAAUUGGUUGUUGCUCUCUCUGGUGGCUUGGAUGAGAUAGAACAUAUUGUCAGUCGUUAUCCAAAAUCGAGAGCAUUCAAAAAGGAAUUAUCGGGAACCAAAUCUGACGAGGACAUGGAACCAAUAGAGUUCCCAACAUCACUUAGUUUUUCACAAAUCAAACAACUCUUUCAAGAAGGUCGGUACAAACAAGCUCGACUUCUUUUCCAAUUGAAUGCAGUGUUACGUAAUUCAAUAUACUACCUAAAUAUACCUGGUAUCAUUACUCUUCAUUCACAAUUAUAUCUUAUCGAUGAACUCUUAUUGUACAGUCCAAGUUUAACACCAAAUUCCUCAACAAAUAAUAAUAAUAAUAAUAAUAAUAAUAAUAAUAAUAAUAAUAAUAAUAAUAAUGAAGAUGAAAUAUAUUCAACAUUUAAAUUCUUGUGUAAAAAUGUAGAUUACGAUGGUAUAUCAAGAUUGGAAUGUGAUAAAUAUGAUUCUACCAUUUCAAAAUUCUCUGGUCUCCCACUCACCGAUAUUCACCCAGUCGAUAAAUUGACAAAUCAUGCAUUCAUAUCGGCCAUCCAACGCAAUCGUCUCGACAUUAUUAAAUACAUGGCCACUGCCAACCCACCACUUCUCGAGAUGGUCAUACCAAACCACACAGACCUCUUUGCCACUGGCAACGUCGAAUUGAUUUCCUAUAUCCGUUGGAACGUCGCCAAAAACUGGGAUCCAAUAGGAGUGGAAUUUUUAUUUAGAGACGUGUAUGCCAAAGGUCAAGUGGAAAUGUUUGAUCUCAUGGUCAAUGAAUUAAAACUCAAACCAUCAAGCAUCAAAAUACUGUUGUAUUUUUCAAAAAGUUGGGAUAUGGUGAGACAUACAAUGAACCUAUUCACAACAAACCCAUCACUGUUUGGUGAAAAUGGUGAUAUCCCACAAUUCGAUUAUAUCUUUAUCGAUGACUGUAUAAGGAAUCUCUUUUGCAAACGAAAAAACUCUUGUUGUUCACCACAAGACUUGUACAAAAUAGUAAAUUAUUGGGUUCAAUUAUAUUUGAAUCAAUUUUACAACCCUACUAUCAAUGAUAAUGACAACAACAACAACAACAACAACAAGAAAAAGAAAUCAAAUAACAACAACAACAACAAGAAAACAAUGAAUUCAAAUGAACCAGCAGCAGUCCACAACAAAAGAGAAAAACAAAAUGGAACAAUGAUAACUUGUCCAGAAAUGUUCCAUUUCUUUGGUUAUAUCAAACAUUCUUCAGUCGAUGGUGCAAAGGAUUGUCUUGUAUAUUUAAUCCAAUUAUUUUAUUUUAAAAAUAUUAUUAUCUUUAAUAAUCCAAUUUAUAAUAAUUAUAAUAAUGAUUGUAAUAAUAUUUUAUCAUCUUCAAAAAAUAAUAAUCAUUUUAUUUCUCAUCCUCAAAAUAACAAUCAACAACAACAACUUAUAUUUUCAAUACCAAAACAUUUACACCAAUAUGUAUCAAGGAUAGAUGAUGAACAAUUAUGUAAUUUAAUUGAUUGUGCACUCGAAUUUGGUUCUUUACCUCUAAUCGAUUUCUUUAUCAGUAUUCGAAAACAAACAACAGUUGUUAUAAUGAAGAGUUUCGGAUCACCCGAAAAAUAA